GUACAACCACAAGCACGCCGCCAAGCAACUACCAUUACUUGCGAAGUGGGCAUAUUGGGUUCCCUUCUGCUGUGUCCCCGAGAUCUGCUGCCUCCCCGUUCUCGUCUGCUGAGCCGAAUGAGGGAAUACCGUAUCCACAGACACCGCGCAGUGGAGUCUCAAGCUCUUAUAGUGUCUUCUUCAACUCUCCAUCGCCUCAAGAACGAGCCGCAGGACCCCUGCGCGAGGUGUACUGUCUGAAUGUGCAAGAAAUGAAUGCUACUGCAGCUUUCAGAAACCGCACUGACAGAAUUGCAAUUGAAGCGGGGUUGCUCCCUACGGCUUCUUCUCCUACAGAGUACGUGCAAAAUCCUAUCGAUGUCGCGGUUAUGGAAGAGGAUCAUGAAGAUUCAGCUGGAGCUACUGCUAGUGUCAGAUCGGCAGAAGCAAUCACAGGACAACGUGAAAAGCAGGUUACAACAGGUGCAGGAGCUCGAGACAGUGAAAUUGUACCUCCUGAAGAUCACGUGGCGAUGAAGAAAGCACAGGAGUCGUGUCGUUUGCUCGUGUGUGGUAGCCGACCACGACCACCUGCUGAAGAAGUAAAGGAGCCAUCGUCCAACGUGGUGCUGAACUACGAUGGUACUCCAUUCGCACUCGAUGGCGCACCGAGUAAGAGUUUUGGUGCAUCAAGUUAUAUUUUGUCUCGAUUUUUGGGUCAACUCAGUUCUGCACAAUCUUCACCAUUCUUCCAAACUGGUUGUCCCGCAAAAAAGUGACUUACAACAUGAACCCCGACCCGAGUCCGACAAGAGGGGACGAAGCAACUAACGCGGCAUUCAUGUUUCCUUCGGGUCGCGUGAUGGGGAAGGAAGAGUCAAGUAGAGGCAAACGUUCAUCAUCACGGAAUCGAAACGGUAGAACCGGGUUCAAUAAGAGAAUAACAAGCGACAGCAUAGCUGUUUCACAACACGAAUCAAGAUCAACGACAACUGCAUUUAUAAACGAGGACAGCAUGAUAUCCAUAUCAUCUUCAUCUGCUGAAACAGAAUCCUCCACAUCAAGAACGACAACUGCAUUUAAAGAUGAAGAUAUCUAUAUCAAAUCUUUCCCGGCACCUCCAGUACAUGUGGAAGACCAGGAGUACAUGGCGGCAGCAGUGAACGAGCAAGACAACAGCAUGCUCAUUUGUAUAGACCCAGCGGAUCAUACAGGAGCAUUAGGUGGGCUUGCGCCACCCACCAUCAUUGACGUGUCUACCCAUGAUCCCACUAAAUUCUUAGGGCGUAGUAGCAGUAGGAUGAGCAAAAGGUCCAGUACGAUCCCAACCCUUUCAGAAGAGGACCACAAGGACUACGACGAAGAGAGCCAGGACGAAGGGCUUCAAGGACAUCAAAAAUGCGUAUUUUCAACGGCCGCUGUUGCGGAAUCGCUGCGGGCGUGCGGAGCAUCGGGACGUGUCCGAGUGAAGAUGAC
This is a messenger RNA of Amoebophrya sp. A25, 1455 nucleotides long. The record is from the annotation of a GenBank genome assembly. Lineage: Eukaryota; Dinophyceae; Syndiniales; Amoebophryaceae.